Ostrea edulis (European flat oyster) is the source of this 1057-nucleotide messenger RNA. RefSeq names its product histone H3. Gene Ontology annotation, molecular function: DNA binding; protein heterodimerization activity; structural constituent of chromatin. The record is from RefSeq and is a predicted model, not a curated record. The transcript is spliced from 2 exons. Gene Ontology annotation, biological process: nucleosome assembly. NCBI's taxonomy places the organism in Eukaryota, Metazoa, Mollusca, Bivalvia, Ostreida, Ostreidae. Bases 28 to 801 code for a protein of 257 amino acids. Gene Ontology annotation, cellular component: nucleosome.
UUUACCGUUCUCGCAUCGUUCGAAAACAUGGCAGAUACCGCAGCUCCCGCGAAAAAGGUUUCCAAGCCCAAGGUGCCUGCAGCGCACCCAAAAUACAUCGACAUGAUCAAGGCUGCCCUCGGGUCACUGAAAGAGUGUGGUGGAUCUUCUAGACAAGCCAUUCUUAAGCACCUGAUGGCCAAUUAUAAAGUGGGCAAUGACGUCAACUCCAUCAAUGCCCACCUCAAAAUGGCCCUUAAGAAUGGAGUCAAAAAGGGUGCUUUGAAGCAAGCCAAGGGUAAAGGUGCCAGCGGCUCCUUCAAGCUUGGAGAUAAGCCCAAGGCUGAGCAGAAGCCUAAAGCCAAGAAAGUAGCCAAACCAAAGGCUGCCAAACCUAAGAAGGCUGCUGCUGCCAAGCCCAAGAAGGCGACCGUAGAGAAAAAAGUGAAGAAGACGCCAAAGAAACCAGCCGCACCCAAGAAGGCCGCCCGUAAGAGCGCCCCAGCCACCGGUGGCGUCAAGAAGCCCCACAGAUACAGGCCAGGAACUGUCGCUCUUCGUGAGAUCAGACGGUACCAGAAAAGCACUGAGCUUCUCAUCAGGAAACUCCCAUUCCAGCGUCUGGUCCGUGAAAUUGCACAGGACUUCAAGACCGAUCUGCGUUUCCAGAGCUCUGCCGUUAUGGCCCUUCAGGAAGCUAGUGAGGCCUACCUUGUAGGACUCUUUGAGGAUACCAACUUGUGCGCUAUCCACGCCAAGAGGGUGACCAUCAUGCCCAAGGAUAUCCAGCUUGCCAGACGUAUCCGUGGCGAGCGAGCUUAAUUUCACUCGUGUGACACACAAAACAAACGGCCGUUUUCACGGCCACCUAAUUCUUUCGAAAAGAUGCCUUCAUAUUGCUCUUGAUCAAGAAACUUGUCGUGAAUAAAGUAUGACUGAAUGACAUGCAUAACCCUACAUCCACACACUACUUUACCUAAAUCUGGUAAAAUAAGAAAACGUUUUAACGAGGUGGGUGUAAAUGUAGUCUGGGACAUAUGUCCCGCGAUGUUUGAUAUUCGCCGAUUUAACGUUUUAU